Orcinus orca (killer whale) is the source of this 6007-nucleotide messenger RNA. RefSeq names its product mitochondrial fission regulator 1-like. Gene Ontology annotation, cellular component: mitochondrion. The transcript has a single exon. The record is from RefSeq and is a predicted model, not a curated record. The coding region runs from base 3067 to 3909 and encodes 280 amino acids. Gene Ontology annotation, biological process: aerobic respiration; mitochondrial fission. Lineage: Eukaryota; Metazoa; Chordata; Mammalia; Artiodactyla; Delphinidae.
UGAGUGUGGGCUGGACUUAGUGACUCACUUCCAAAACUAGUGUAUAUAAAGGGAAAAAGAGUAACUUUAGUGGAGAAAUGGCAGAAACUACCUUAACCAAGUGAUGUCAUGUGAAUAUCACUGUAAACUUGAUAUGACGUGAUGAGGAGGAUAUGUCACUUUUGUGUUAUUCUUUCCAGAAACCCAGUAAAAUCAUGACAAAACCUUCAGAUAAACUCAAAUUUAGGGACAUUCUAUCAAAUACCUGACCAGUACUUCUCAAAACUAUCAAGGUCAGGGACUUCAUUGGCGGUCCAGUGGUUAAGACUCGGUGCUUCCACUGCAGGGGGCACGGAUUGAAUCCCUGGUUGGGGAACUAAGAUACCGCAUGCCGCGCAGUGCAGCCCCCCCCCCAAAAUUUUUUUUUUUUUAAAUUGGAAUUCUGGGUUGAAUUCUAGGAUAGAAAAGACGCAUUAAUGGAAAAACUGAUGAAAUCACAAUAAAGUUUGGAGUUUAGUUAAUAAUAAUGUACCAAUGUCAGUUUCUUAGUUUUGACAAAUGCACCAUGGUAAUGUAAGAUAUGGGAAACUGAAACUGCGUUGAGGAGUAUCUGGGCACUCUCUCUACUAUCUUUGCAACUUUUCUGUGAAUCUAAGAAUAUUCCAAAAUGUAUAUUUUUUGAAAAAGAGAAACAGGAAAAAGGAAUUAAGGGAGUAUUAGUAACAAUUUGAUGCCUAUAAUUUUGACAAAUUGGAUGAAAUGAACAAAUGCCUUGAAAUACACAGUUAACAUAAAGUGACUGAAGAAGGAAUAGAAAGUUGAAAAAUAGUACUGUUUCUAUUAAAGAAAUAUGAAUUUGUAAUUAAUUAAAACUUUCCCACAAAGAAAACUCCAGGCCCAGAUAGCUUCACGGAUUAGUUCUAUCAUAUAUUUUAGGAUACAUCUUACACUAACUUUUUCAGAAAAUAGAGAGGAAAGGAACACCUUCCACCUUAUUUUAUGAGGUCAGCAUUACCCUGACAUGAAAAUCAAACAAAGAAUUUACAAGAAAAAAAAUAUUGAUCAAUAUACCUAAUAAAUAUAGAUGUAAAAACCUUUAACAAAAUAUUAGCAAAUUGAAUCCAGCAAUAUAAAAAGGAUAAUACAUCAUGAUCAAAUGCGUACAGAUUGGUUAAAUAUUUGAAAAUAAAUCAGUGUAAUUUACCAUAUCAACAGACUAAAAAAGGAAAACUAUAUCGAAACAUAAGCCAAAAAAGUAUUUUAGGAAAAAUUCAACAUCUGUCCUUGAUAAAAGCUCUUAGCAAACCUAGGUAUCCUCAUAGUGAUAAAGAGCAUCUAGGAAGAACUUAGAGCCAACAUACUUUGUGGUGAAAGACUGAAUGCUUUCCCCAUGAGAACGAGAACAAAAAAAGGAUGUUAGCUCUUCCCAUUUCUAUUCAGCAUUGUACUGGAGGUUCUAACCACUCACUAAGACAAGGAAAAGAAAUAAAAGCCCUAAAGGUUAGAAAGAAGGAAGAAAAAUUGUCUUUAUUCAGACAACAUGAUCAUGUAUAUGGAAAAUCCAAAGGGGGUCUCAUAAACAAAUUUAGCAAAGGUACAGGAUAAGGUUAGCAUAUAAAAACCAAAUGUACUUCUACAUACUAGUAAUGAGCAAUUGAAAAAUGAAAUAUUUUAAAGUACCAUUUUAAAUAGCAUACAAAACACAGAAUACUUAGGAAUACAUUUAACAAAAUAUGUGCAAGAUUUGUAUACUGAAAGCUAUAAAACAUUUCUCAGAAAAUAAUUUAAAAGACCUAAACAAAUGGAGAGAUAUUCCACUUUUUGGACUGGAAGACUCAAUAUUUUUAAGAUGUUAAUUUUUCCUAAAUUGAUCUAUAGAUUCAAUAUAAUCCCAGCCCAAAUUCCAGAUGGCUUAAAAAAAAAAACAACUUGAGCUGAUUCUAACAUGCACAUGAAUAUGCGAAAGAUCUAGAAUAGCCAAAACAAUGUUGAAAAAGAACAAAGUUGUAGGACUUGUAUUACCUACUUUUAAGGCUUCCAGUAAAGUUAUAGUAAAUGUAGAUCAACAUUGUAGGUAAACAUAGAGUUCAAUAGAACAGAAUAAAUAGUUCAGAAUUAGGCCCACACAUAAAUGGUUAAUUGAUCUUCAACAAACAUGCCAAAGUAAUUCAAUUGAGGAAGGAUAGUUUUCUUCAACAAAUGCUACUGGAAGAACUGGAUAUCUAUAUGGAAAAAAAUGAGUGUUGACUUUUACCUCUUUCAAAUAUUAGCCCAAAAUGGAUUAUAGACCUAAACUUAGAGGCAAAAACUAUAAAAUGAAUAGAAGAAAAGAUAGGAGAAAAUCUUCAUGAACUUAAGGUAAGCAUAGUUUUCUUAGUUAAGACAUAAAACACAGGGACUUACCUGGUGGCGCAGUGGUUAAGAAUCUGCCUGUCAAUGCAGGGGGCGUGGGUUCGAGCCCUGGUCCUGGAAGAUCCCACAUGCCACGGAGCAACUAAGCGCAUGCGCCACAACUACUGAGCCUAAGCUCUAGAGCCCUCAAGCCACAACUACUGAGCCCAUGUGCCACAACUACUGAGCCCAUGUGCCACAACUACUGAAGCUCGCGCACCUAGAGCCUGUGCUCCGCCAGAAGAGAAGCCGCUGCAAUGAAGCCCACACACCGCAACAGAGAGUAGCCCCCACUCACCGCAACUAGAGAAAGUCCGCGCACAGCAACGAAUACCCAAUGCAGCCAAAAAAAAAAAGUCACCAUUUUACAAAUGAAGGGGCAAGCCACAGACUGAGAGAAAAUAUUCUUGAUACUUAUAUCUGCAAAAGGACUUUUUCCCCAGAAUAUAUAAAGAACCCUUAAACUGAAUAAUAAGACAGCAGCCCAAUUAAAAAGUAGGCAAAAGACUUGAAGAGUCACUCAACAAUAAAAGAUAUUCAAAUGGCCAAUAAGGCUGUGGCAGGAGGGGCCCUGAGGAAGAUAAGUCUGGUGUUUCUUAAAAUGGCCUGAUAUGAAGGCUUCACGCCUCCUGCCAUUCCAAGCCUCCAGAGCUGCCCUGUGGCUGCCUUGUGCUUCAAGUGCAGGAGCCAGUUGAAAUGUCAGGAAUGGAGGCCAAUGUGACCAUCCCAAUCUGGCAAAACAAGCCGCGUGGGGCUGCUCAAAGUAUAGUGAGAAGAAUCGGGACCGACCUGCCCCUGAAGCCAUGUCCCCGGGCAUCCUUUGAGACCCUGCCCAACAUCUCUGACCUGUGUCUGAGGCAUGUACUGCCAGUCCCUACUCUGGCUGACAUCGUCUGGAUUCCUGCAGAUGUAGAGGAGACUUAUGUCCUGGUCAGGAGCGAUACACGCCCCCUGAGGCACACCUGCAAGCCCAGCCCUCUGAUCGUCAUUCAGCGCAAUGCCUCAGUGCCCAAACUGCGUGGGUCGGAGGAGAGGCUUCUGGCCUUGAAGAAGCCAGCCCUGCCAGCCCUUGGCUGCACCAAAGAGCUGCAGGAUGAGCUGAGCCACCUGAGCAGCCAGAUUGCUAAAAUAGUGUCAGCUGAUGCAGGAUGUUCAAAUGUCUCUUCUCCCUUACCUUGUUUUGGAUCCUCAUUCUACUCUACAACUUCCUUUGUCAUUAGUGACAUCACCAAGGAGACCAAGGUACAGGUCCCUGAGCUUCCAUCAGUCCCCCUGCUUUGUUCUGUCAGCCCUGAAUGUUGCAAACCAGAACACAAAGCUACCUGCAGCCCGUCUGAAGAAGAUGACUGCGUCUCUCUGUCCAAGGCCAGCAGCUUUGCAGAUAUGAUGGAUAUCCUAAAGGACUUCCACCGAGUGAAGCAGAGCCAAGACCUGAACUGGAGUUUAUUGAAGGAGGAAGACCCUGCCAUGCUUACCUCUGAGGUCCUAAGGAGGAAGUUUGCUCUGAAGGAAGAAGAUACCAGUAGAAAAGGAAAUUGAUAGCACUCAGCUCUGCAAACUCAGCCUCAGGCUCCUGGAAUUCCUUCAAUAGCUGCCUUCCUCACCGCAGAUGCUUCUGCCUCUCAAUUAGAAAUCUUCUGCAACAGUCUUGCCGAAAGCUAGAGCUUAGACCAAGAGAAGAGCUGCACUGUAUGUUUUCCAUACUUCAAACCUUAGCAGAAGCUAAGGCCUGUUUUGAGCUGAGACACGUUACAGGUAAUUGUAUAGGUUGGAAUGUCCCAGUUUAAAGGGUGAGAUAGAAGUUUCUGGUUUUUCCUUGCCCCUGUGUGAAAAUAGGUCCUAAAUGAAUGACUGACUUCACUGCACUAGACCCCAUAACUGGUCUUACUGAACACUUUGUGCCCAGCUGUCACUUACUCUGAGUGGCUUCCUUGCAGCAGAGCAGGGCUGAGGGCAGGGGGCUAUGUUUAUGUGCACGUUCACAGAGCAGGGAAGAUCUUAUGCUGCUCCAUCAUGAACUGACACCAGUGCCCAGCAAUCACUCCCUCCCCCUUCCCGGUCCAACACCUACAUGUAGAGGUCGGGCCACUGGACCAGCUGACACUUGGGCUGCUGGGAGGCCUGGGCUGUUUUUUUCUUAAAUAUAUUUUGUAAUACUGUACAACCAAAUCUACCUUCCAAGGCCCUGGGGCCUCAUUGGUUCCACUAAUUGAAAGCUCUUUCUCUUCCACAAACUUGAGUUUAAGCCCAGUAGGAAAGAGAAAUGGAGAGGGGAAAGAGAGUACCAUCCUUCUUCCAGGCCCUUGACUGCUCCUUUGCAUUGGGCCAAGGUUUUUACCUACCACACCGUCCAUGACUCGGAUGCCCUCAGGUCCGUUUUCUCUACGGUAUGUAUCCUGUGUGUGUUUAGGUUGAAGCACUACCUGACAUUAAAGGACGGAUUUGGAGAGAAAAAAGAAAAACAAUAGCCAGUAAGCACAGGGAAAGAUGUUCCAUGAGGGUGUAAAUUGAUACCACAAGGAAGGUACUGCUAUAUACCCACUGGUGUGGCUAAAGUAAAAAGACUGCAUUUCUUAUAAAUGAGUAUCUUAAACAAAUGUUUACUCUGUGACCAAGUAAUUUCAGUCUUAGGUAUACACGCAAGAAGAUGAAAACUUAUGUACACACAGACGCAUGGACGUGAAUGUUUUUAACAGCUUUGUUCAUAAUUGCCAAAAACUGGAAACAUUCCAGAUGUCCUUCAACUGGUGAGGGACAGUGGUGUGCCUGUAAAAUGGAAUACUGCUUGGCAAUCAAAAGAAACUAAGUACUGAUCUAUCCAACAAAAUGGAUGAAUCUCACAUUAUGCUAAGUGAAAUAAUCCAUUUAUUUGACGUUUUGGAAUAGGCAGAACUGUUGAGCGAGAACUCGGAUGAGCGGUUGUCCGGAGCAGGGCUGGGAGGAGCAGCUGACUGUCAAGGGGUGUGAGGGGAUUUGGGGUGACGGAGCUGUUCUGUAUCUUGAUUGUGGGGAUGGUUACAUGGCUAUGUGCAUCUUUCAAAAUUCAUAAAACUAGCCACCAAAAGUGGUAAAUUUUACUAUAUGUAAGUCAUACCUGACUUAAAAAAAUUUUUUUUAAAGACUGACAAUAACAAGUGUUAGGAAGGAUGUGGAACAACUGAUCUGAAACUUUCAUCACUGGUAUUGGGAGCAUAAAACAGAACAACCACUUUGGAAAACAGUUGGGCAGUUUUCUCUGAAGUUAAAUGUACACCAGCAAUAUAACCCAAUAACCCCACUCCUGGGUAUUUAUUCAAGAGAAAUGAAAAUAUAUAUCCAAACAGGUUUGUACACAAGUGUUUAUAGCAGCUUUAUUCACAGUAAACAAUACCUGGUAAUAAUCCUUAUGUCCAUCAGCUGAUAGAUGGAGAAACACUAUAUUUUAUCCCUACUUUUUACUACAUGAGUCAUUAUUCAUUGUAACAUACUUGUGAUACACAAAACAACAUGGAUGAAUCUUGAGUAUAUUACACUGAGCAAAAAAAGCCAGACACAUGAGAAUGUACUAUAUGAUUUCAUGUAUUUAAAAUCUAAAAGAGAGAAAACUACUCUAUAGUGGGUGAAAGCAGGCCAGUGGUUGCCUCGGCCUGGGAUGGAG